UCCAGCACAAUCCCUGGACUGUGUUGGUUAUUGACGCAAGACGUCGCGUUUCGCUGUACAUGUCACAAAUAAAGCUAAUCUUCGGGUAACCAGGCAGUGCUUGUAUCUGUGAUAAAGAGAAACGCGUGUAAUAGGUGCCGGCGGUUCUGUUUACACGCCGGAGAGCCGAACUCAGCAGCGAGAAGCUGGCUUUCCGUUUCGUUUUCGGCUGGUGCUUCUGCGGGCUCCCGUGAACGUGUAAAGAUUUUCUGGAGAUUGGAGACAUAGGGAAUCAGGACCAUACCGUAUCGUGAAGGGAACACCGCCUGGCCUGCUCUCAGUUGUACAGCAGAACCACAAGGGAAGGUGUGGCCAGGGGUGGGAUCUUGAUUUGAAUUAUCAUUUGCUGCUGUAAACAACAUUAGAAAGACCUUUCAUGACAGCACUAACAGGGCCUCUGUGUAUCUGGAGGCAGAAGUCAAAAUGGCAAAUAAUGGACUGCUCUUCUAAAAAUCUGAAUGUUAGUCUCUGAAAAAGGUUAGAGUAACAGGAGCGCCCACUGCUUCAUGAAAGCAGAAUUCAUGUUAAUUAAAAGAAGCCUAUUGAUAAUUCCAUUUGUGAAGGAUUUUCUAAACAAGUUUGAUAUAGUUCUGACUUGAUGAAAAGUCACGGAUCUGAAAAUUUAACUGUUUCUCUUUCCACGAAUGCUGCUGCGUGCUUCCAACAUUUUCCUGCUUUUGGGUCGUAUUUCUGUAGAGUUUUUAAUUUUUCGAAUUUUGAAUAAAAUCUACGAUCAAAGACAAAAUAUAGAUUCGAAAUAAAAGAGGAGCUACGGCAGAAGAGACGGUGACGUUGAGAGCACUAUGAGUCUGGCGGCCUGCGGAGUUUUCAUCAAAAUUCAAGCGGCUGAACGCUUUUCCAGCUAGAUUGCUGAUUUGAUGUUACCCUCAGAUUGGCUCGUGCCUUCAAGUUUUUCACGGGACUGGAGGGAAUUAACUUUCCGACCUCGAGAUGCCGCGACGUGCUAUCGUAGCCGCACAGACAUCAAUUCCAACCCUUCUCCCCCACAGGCGCUACAUCAUGCAAGAUGAUGGCUAUUCUGAUAAUAGUAGCGAUUGAUUAUAUAAGUAAGAACGUCAUUUCAAUGGAGGAGCAGGCAUAAUGUUAAAGCAACUUCAGCGCUGUUGUGCAAACCGACAGUGAAAUCUUGCUGGCCUGUGUAUAUAAAAAAAAAUCAGAAAUGGUGUGAAACAGUGGAAUUUCCAGAUUACUCCACAAGUAACUAACUUGUUAGUCAUUGCGUAUGAUGCAAGACGUUCGUGUGCAUUAAAAUCGAACUGUAUUUAAUGAGUGUUCUAUACAUCGGAUUGAAGCCUAGAGGGCUCAUGGAGUUUAAUAACGGGAGCAUAAGGUUCGCAGUUAAGCAAUUACGCUGACGUGUGCGGCCGAAUCUCGACUCAUUACCUCCACCCAGCGAGGAGGCUCUGUGUUGAUAAUUGUAUCUAUGUGGCUCUAAAUAAACAGGGUCACGUGCAAGCAGCAAUUAAAACACAAGUCCUCCGCUGUAAAUUCUAAAACUACGUUUUAUGAGGCAGGGUGUACAUUCAGACAUCCCACUCUCCUGCGACCAUACAGAAAUAAUUGUCAGGUAAUUUCCUGACUCCUCCGAGUGUUGGUGAUGGCACCUGACAUUGAGCUCGAUCUCGGAUCUACUUAAACCAGGACAAGCUAUACUAGUUUCUCCAGUUCUAUUCAGAAGCAAGAGGCGCGUCUGGCUGCUUUACACUGACGGUGAUGAUCGAUUUCGAACGAGGAGGGUUUCAUUCUGUAACAGAGACAAAAUGCGGAACACCUAUUACAUUCUUUCAGGAGCUCAUGUUUGGUUGGUGCAGUGAUUUUGUUGGUCCUUCCUCGUCCGCCACUGGCCAGUUUCACAGGCCGUUCCACUUCCAGAAUAUAACUGGAAUGGAAAUCGAAAACAAGGGGGAGCCUUCUUCAAAUGAAAUGGAGGCAUUUGAAAGACAGAUUCAGACUUUGGAAAAUCAGAAAAAAGAGCUUUUGGAGAUAAACAAACAAUGGGAUCGUGAGUUCAGGAAUAUGAAGGCAUUGUAUGAACAAAAGUUGAAGGAAAGGUUAAUCAAAUAUCAGCAGUCUCUGAGUACCCUGGAGAAGGAACUGGACCAGAAGCAGAGGGAUUUCGAUAAGAAGCUGCUGCUGGCUAAAACCAGACUUGAAACAGCAGAAGAAGAAAAACAGGCACUAAAUGCAAGAUUGCUUGAAGCUGAAGAAGAAAACAAGCAUUUAAAACAAUGUCACUCUUCAACAAGCAAACAGAAGGAAUAUUAUGAGCAUGAAAUUGCUUAUUUGAAUAAGGCUUUGUCUGAAGCUUUAAGAGAGCAUAAUACUUUUUGCAAGCCGCACAGUUUUGAUAGAAGAGAGACAACAGGAAAACCUCGCCCUGAAGAACUGACAACACAGAUUGAGGUGCUAAAGCAACAGGUGCAGAUAUUUGAAGAAGACUUCCACAGAGAAAGGUGUGAUCGGGAAAGAAUGAAUGAAGAAAAAGAAGAACUGAAGAAAAAAAUUGAGCAGCUGCAAACAAAACUCACAUUACUUAACACACGGCUGAAGACUUACGAAGAAGAUUUUUUAAAGGAAAGAAAAGAAAAGGACUUACUGGGGAAGAAAUUAAAGAAGCAGGCCAGGGAGUUUUCCCAGUCAUCUGCCGCCCCUUGCCUGCCAGUUACUUAUGCACCCUGUGCACCAUGCGUUAAUUAUGGACAUGCCCCUUUUGGAAUUCCCGUCCACUAUCCAGGCCCAGCAAUUCUAACUGCACAGACAGCAAACAGAGGUUAUCAGCAGCCUAUGCCAGAAUAUUCUUGGUAUGUUCCAUACACCAAUCAGCCCUCAUCAGGUCAGCAAAAUAGUCAAGACUGCAGACCAAAAGAUGAUACCUCAGCAAAAAGAAAUCCAGAAUAGCAACAUGCAGAAUAAAAUCAUUGCUGUGACUGUUUGUCAAUAUUUUAAAACAACACUAGGUCUUUGCGAAUCAUUGCUCUGAUGCAGUUGCCCUCAGUUCAUGCACAUUGUUGGCUUCUUCUAAGAGAAACACGUUAAAGAACAAUACAGAAGCUUGCCUCCGUUGAUUGUUUCAACAACAGUAAUAGUUUAUAUUUGCAGUUCAAUGUACUAAAAACCCCAUGGUCUUUUAUGAGCAUUGUAAGAGAAAGUUUGGCAUGCAGCUAUAUUCAGACAUAUUAAGGCAAGCAACCUUGAAGGGUGCCCAGCAUGUCCUUGAUGCAGACAACACAUUUCAUUGUAUGUUUCAAUGAACAUGUGACAAAUAAAGCUAAUCUUUAAAUAAAGAAGCAGAAAUCUAUGGAGGAUGAAAGCACUGAACUUAAUUUGCACAUUUCUUGUUUUACAUUUUGUUAAGCUACUUCAGGUUGUAGUUGUGUCUUUAGCUCUGUAAGCUCUGAGCUCUGAAAUUCCUUCUCAUUAUCUUCUGGGUUCCUCGCCUCAAUGGAUGUCUUACGUGAUUCUCUGUGGUCACCCAUCAAAACGUUUCCUCCUUUGGCUCAGUAUCAAUUCUAGCUUUCUUGAAUUAUUGUGGAGAGGAUCACAAAGCUUUGCAUUGCUGCAGGUACCGCAGGAAUGAUGUUGUUGUUGUUGUUGUGCCCUUUCUAACAAUUCAGCACAAAACUUCAGCUAUCACAAGGGUGAAGGACUACGUAGAAUCAUAGAAUGGUCCAGCAUGGACACAGGCCCUUUGAGCCUGAGACCUCAAGCAGCCAUAUACUGUAUAUUAAUCACGUAGAAAUCCUGCUUUAUACCCCCUCUCCCCAUGUUUCCAUCAACGUCCCUAGAUUCUGCCAUUUAUACAGUAGGUUUCAGUUAGAAUGACCAAUUAACUUACCAACUCUCACAUCUUUAGUAUGGGGAAGGAAAGCUCUACAUCUAGGGGAAAUCCAUGUGAUUUCAGAGAAAACGUACAAACUACUCAGACAGCGCUGGAGUUUGGAAUUAAACCAGGGUCACUGGGACUGUGAGGUAACAGCUUUGUCUCUGUGUUGCCAUGAUGCAAUAUUGUUGAUCAUGAAAUUCUUUGGAUGUCUCAACUGAUUUCUAGUUCUAGUGGUCAGUGACCUAGUUGCUUCUCAAACGUUAGUUGGUGUGUAGGCCAUUGUCUCUGCUGAGACUAACAGCAGCUAGACAAGAUUAACUGGCCAGUCAUCUCAAUAUUUGCAGGACUUGGCUGAGUACGAAACACCUGUUCCAAUUGUCUGCAAUAUGAUCUGCAAGUAAAUCUGUUCAUUAUGUUAUUUUUUUUAGAUUUUUUUGAGGGGCAUGGGACUGUACUCAAAAACACUGCUCUUGUUUGAAUACUGAUUUGUUCUGUAUUGCAUGUCUCAGGUGCUAAAUGUUUGUUUUUCCUAAAUUUUACAUGAACUGGAGAUAUGGCUGGGAUAUUUAAGUUGGCCAUAUCAAAAUGUUUAAAAUACCUUGAAGUAGUGCCUCCCAGUGGGAGAAGUAGUGUGGAUAAUAAAUCCCUUAAACCUGUGGCUACCCAGAUUUAUUUUCUUUUUUUUGCACCACUAUCAUUUUGUGUACAGUAAAUUUGAGGUAAAAACUAAUCACACCUUUUCACUGUUGAUGAUUCUCCACCUGAGAUGUAUAAUUCUCCAUUCAAAAAGGGUAUUAAGUAGUACUGUCUGAGUUGGGGAUGGGAGUAAUGGGAUUAAUAUUGUUCCUAAAACAGCCAGUUUUUCUCUUUAAGGAGCAUAAGCAACUGAAACUGUAGCAAAUUCUCCCGUAACAUCAGGGGAGUUUCUGCAGACAAAUAACUGAGAUCUAUGUAAUUACACACAAAUUAGAGACAUAAUUCCAUUGCCAGUCCUGAGAUUGAAAACUUAGUUUUAUAUUUCCAAACAUACGUAAAUCAGAAAAAAUGAUCUUAGUAUUCAUUAUGGAUACUGGUGCAUGAAAACAUUUAAUUUUCAUUUGCUUAUAGGAUGACUAUUGCUGUGUCAAUAUUUUGUAUCUGCCUGUUAUUAUUUUGAUGAAACGUUUGUGUAAAUAUUAAAUGUAGAACCCUUUGUAACAUAUUGUGACUGUUAAAUCAAAUGUUUUUGGAUAAAAAAGGAAAUUUAACCUGA
Hypanus sabinus (Atlantic stingray) is the source of this 5135-nucleotide messenger RNA. Its product is annotated as TNFAIP3-interacting protein 1-like. The transcript is spliced from 11 exons. The record is from RefSeq and is a predicted model, not a curated record. The coding region runs from base 1774 to 2958 and encodes 394 amino acids. Lineage: Eukaryota; Metazoa; Chordata; Chondrichthyes; Myliobatiformes; Dasyatidae. Gene Ontology annotation, biological process: cellular response to lipopolysaccharide; regulation of transcription by RNA polymerase II.